This is a messenger RNA of Passer domesticus (house sparrow), 2472 nucleotides long. It is a transcript of the gene DNAJC17, whose product is annotated as DnaJ heat shock protein family (Hsp40) member C17. Gene Ontology annotation, cellular component: mitotic spindle pole; spliceosomal complex; cytoplasm. Gene Ontology annotation, biological process: spliceosomal complex disassembly. The transcript has 22 exons. Gene Ontology annotation, molecular function: microtubule binding; RNA binding. NCBI's taxonomy places the organism in Eukaryota, Metazoa, Chordata, Aves, Passeriformes, Passeridae. Bases 78 to 2300 code for a protein of 740 amino acids. The record is from RefSeq and is a predicted model, not a curated record.
GCGCACGGUGAGGCGGCGUGCGGGGACUACAUUUCCCAGCGACCGCGGCGCCAGGAGCGGAACCGGGAAGCGCGAAGAUGGCGGUGGAUAAGGAGCUGCUGGAGCGGGACCUCUACGGGCUGCUGGGGAUCGGCGAGAAGGCGUCCGAGAAGGAGGUGAAGACAGCGUUCCGGCAGAAGGCUCUCACCUGCCACCCCGACAAGAACCCCGACAACCCCCGGGCAGCGGAAAUUUUCCACCAGCUGUCCCAGGCCUUGGCCGUGCUCACAGAUGCAGCAGCCAGGGCAGCCUAUGACAGGGUGAGGAGGGCGAAGAAGGAGGCUGCAGCAAGGACACAGAAACUCGAUGAGAAGAGGAAGAAAGUAAAGCUUGAUCUUGAAGCCAGAGAACGGGAAGCCCAGUCCCAGGAGAAUGAAGAGGAGGAGAUCAGGAUAACGAGAUCAUUAGAAGAAGAAAUAAUCCGCCUGCGUGAGGAGGGCUCCCGGCAGCUGGAGGAGCAGCAGAGGCUGGUCAGGGAGCAGAUCCGCCUGGAGAGGGAGCAGCACAGCCGAGGCAAGCAGGAAAGAAAUGGAGCAGAAGGCAAAAUAACUCCUAAGCUCAAGCUCAGGUGGAAAUGCAGGAAGGAAGAUGAGACUGGAGGGGGAUACUCCAAAGAUGUGCUGCUGCAGAUCCUGCAGAAGUAUGGUGAUGUGCUCAAUUUGUUGAUCUCCAGCAGGAAGACUGGGAGUGCAGUGGUGGAAUUUGCCACGGUGAAGGCAGCUGAGAUGGCUGUGAAGAAUGAGGUUGGCCUGCUAAAUAACCCCCUGAAGAUUUCCUGGCUGGAGGGCCAGCCCCAGAGCCGCCCCAGCACCGUCCUCCCUGACAGCACCAGCCAGCCCAGGAGCUCACAGGGACAGCCAGCAAUCCCACCGGUGCUCCUGGACACUGAUCCCAGCCAGAGAUCCCAGCCGUGCCCACCCCCUUGGCCGCGUUUUCCACCCUGGGAUGGCUUUUUGGGGACGAGGGAAAACCAUCUGCAAGGACAAGAGGGGCCGUCCCUUUGGCGUUCGUGGGAUCCCACUGCAAGUUUCCCAAGCCAGGCCGUGCCCGUGCCGGUGCCCCGGGCGCUGCUCCCGGCGGGAGACGCCGAGGGAGCCGUGCCCAGCCCCCUGCUGAGGCAGGACGAGCAGCUGGAGCUGCUGGAGCGCCUGGACUUCGUGGUGAGGAACGUGGCCGAGCUGCGGAGGGAGGUGGAGGAGCUGAGGAGCAGCCUGCAGGACCUGGCCGCGGGCAUCGUGGGGGAGAUCAGGACCCACCUGGAGGAAACCCAGCGCGUGGCUCGCCGGAGGAAGUUCCCCUUCUCCAGGGAGAGGAGUGACUCCACAGGCUCCAGCUCCAUUUAUUUCACAGCCAGCUCAGGGAAACUCAACACAGAUGAUGGAGAGAGUGAAGGGGGUUACACCACGGCCAACGCCGAGUCCGACUACGAGCGGGAGUCGGAGCGGGAGAGUGAGGACGAAGUGAGCUGUGACACAGUGAGGACGGUGCGCAGGGACUCGCUGGAGCUGGCCCCCGAGGACGAGGGUCCCCUGCUGCCCGAGGCCUCGCUGGACCAGGGGCUGGGCCAGCUCCUGGAGCAGGCUGACCGCCUGCACGGCGGCGACGAGCAGGACAGGAGAGAGGGCUUCCAGCUGCUCCUCAACAACAAGCUGGCGUACGCGGGGCAGCGGGAGUUCCUGUGGCGCCUGGCGCGCGCGCACUGCGACAUGUGGGAGCUGACCGAGGACAAGGACGAGAGGAGGUCCUAUGCCACAGGGGGGAAGGAAGAGCUGGAACUUGCCUUGCAGAAAUGGGAUCAAAGUGCUGAGUGCCACCAGUGGUUUGCUGUCCUUUGUGGGCAGGUGUCGGAGCAGGAGAGCAUUCCCAAGCGCAUCCAGGCUGGAUAUGUUUUCAAGGAACACAUUGACAAAGCCAUUGCCCUGAAGCCCCAGGACCCACAGCUCUACUAUCUGCUGGGCAGGUGGUGUUACCAGGUUGCCCACCUGGGCUGGCUGGAGAAGAGGACGGUGUCGGCGCUGUUCGAGGCUCCCCUGACGGCCACAGUGCAGGACGCGCUCCAGAACUUCCUGCGGGUCGAGGAGCUGAGCCCAGGGUUUUCCAAAGCAGGAAGAGUUUACAUUGCCAAGUGCUACAGGGACCUGGGCAACGCCUCGGCGGCCGUGCUGUGGAUGGACCUGGCCGCGGAGCUGCCCGGCUACACCAAAGAGGAUGCAGAAAGUGAGAAGGAACUUGAGGAGAUGCGCUCAGUCUGUGAGGAAUAAUUUUGGAAAAACUCAUCCCACUCCAGAGACAGUAAAAUUCCAAAUGGAUUUCAUGAUCCUGAAAUUACAAGUACCCUUCAUGGAUAAGCCACAAGAGCUUACAGGAAGACACCCAGCAGCACAUCCAGGAAAACAUCUUGGAAUUAAUGGGAUAAAAUUGUGAUUUAUUUUC